AUGUUGUAUUUCCUGAAACAACUGUGGUCCCGCAGAAAUUUUCCACCUGGGCCUUUUCCACUUCCAUUCAUUGGAGUCGCAUGGCAGACUGGAAUCCGAGUAACUCCGACACUUUUAACCAAGCUGGCUAAGCGAUAUGGAAACAUCUACACAAUAUGGUCGGGACACAUGGCUAUAGUGGUCUUCUCUGGAUUUCAGGCAGUCAAAGAAGCCCUCAUUCAAACUGAAGAUUUUGCUGAGCGACAAAUGACUCCCUUUUUUAAAGAGGCCUUUAAAAACAAGGGUAUUAUAUUUUCAAAUGGUCAAAACUGGAAGCAACAAAGACGGUUUGGCCUAAUCACUAUGCGAAAACUUGGACUUGGGAAGAAAGGCAUGGAGAAUCGAAUAGAAGAGGAGGCCCAUCGGCUGGUGAAAAUCUUUGCACGUGCAAAAGAACAGCCACUGGAUCCUUCUUUGCCUGUCACCACUGCAAUCUCCAAUUUGAUUUGCUUUAUGGUUUUUGGAUACAGAUUUUCUGCGAAAGAUGAAAAAUUCCAGAAAAUGUUAAUAAACUUGAAUUGCUAUAUGAAAUUUGGAGGCAGCUUUAUUUACCUGUUGUAUGAAUUGUUUCCAUGGUUGAUGAAACAUCUUCCUGGACGUCACCAGAGGGUGUUCCGGGCUUUAAACGAUGUCAUCUCAUUUGCCAAGGAAGAGGUCGAGAAGCACAGGGAACUUCAGUCACUGCACGACCCCCAGGAUUUCAUUGAUUACUAUCUUCUUCAGAUGGACAGAAGCAAAGGUGACCCUGAGUCUGCUUAUGAUGAAGAGAACCUAGCUCAGUGCAUUGUUGAUUUUUUUAUCGCAGGGACAGAGACCACGGCCACCACCUUGCAGUGGGCACUGCUACUCAUGGUGGCUUACCCGGAGGUCCAAGAGAAAGUCCGCAAGGAAAUAGAAGAUACAUUGGAUCCCACCCAUUCAAUCUGCUAUCAAGAUCGGGUGAAACUCCCAUAUACCAAUGCUGUGAUUCAUGAGGUUCUCCGUCUGAAAUAUGUCUUAAUUGUUGGUGUCCCCAGGCAAAGUGCCAGAGACGUGAACCUCUAUGGAUAUCACAUUCCAAAGGGGACUUUGGUUGUUACAGAUCUGAACUCGGUACUUUAUGAUCCCAAGAGAUGGGAAACUCCUGAACAAUUCAACCCGUACCAUUUUUUGGACAAGGAUGGGCAUUUUGUACCAAGAGAAGAAUUUUUGCCAUUUGGAGCAGGGCCUCGGGUGUGCCUGGGUGAGCAAAUGGCCAGGAUGGAGCUCUUCCUUUUCUUGACCAUCCUGUUGAGGUCCUUUAAGUUUCAGCUACCAGAAGGAGCCAAAGGACUCAGUCUGGAACCCAUUAUGGGAUUAUCAUUGCACCCUCAACCCUACAAACUUUGUGCUGUUCCUCACUGUAGGACCCCGUAA
Messenger RNA from Crotalus tigris (Tiger rattlesnake), 1434 nucleotides. RefSeq names its product cytochrome P450 2J6-like. Gene Ontology annotation, cellular component: cytoplasm; intracellular membrane-bounded organelle. Gene Ontology annotation, biological process: arachidonate metabolic process; xenobiotic metabolic process. The record is from RefSeq and is a predicted model, not a curated record. The transcript has 9 exons. The coding region runs from base 1 to 1434 and encodes 477 amino acids. Lineage: Eukaryota; Metazoa; Chordata; Lepidosauria; Squamata; Viperidae. Gene Ontology annotation, molecular function: heme binding; oxidoreductase activity, acting on paired donors, with incorporation or reduction of molecular oxygen, reduced flavin or flavoprotein as one donor, and incorporation of one atom of oxygen; iron ion binding.